This is a messenger RNA of Spodoptera littoralis (African cotton leafworm), 834 nucleotides long. Lineage: Eukaryota; Metazoa; Arthropoda; Insecta; Lepidoptera; Noctuidae. The record is from the annotation of a GenBank genome assembly.
AUGUUAAACCCUGAUAAAAAUGGUUAUGUGCAUACUACUUGGCCAAGCAAAAAUAUCCCACACGGAGGAAUAUUUCAUACUCGCGUGACGGAACCAACGGACAGUCAGCAACAGUUGCUAAGGGUUUUAUUAGAAGAAUCAAAGCUUACUAUCGCUCAGCGACAAAAAUCAUCUCUAAGGCUCCGUGAUGAUAAGGAAAGAAGAGAAAAUUCUGAAGUACUUAUCCAAAUGCCUGUGGUUCGUCCCAGAACAUCCCGUCGAAGAUCACUGUCCACCAUCAGAGAAUCUGGAGUCUUUAACGUAGAUGGAUAUCGACCAUUGAAACGUGGCGAAGACAGGGAACAAUUGAAAGAGAGGCUGGCUAACACAAUGGCUUUCGGAAAUGACCAACAACAGCCGCCUCCUGUUUUCAUAGACAAGAAAAAACAACAACCCAAAUUGCCUACUGCUAACCAAAAGUGGAAUGAAUUGGUCACUCAAAUUCGAGAACGCACCGAAUGGCUUGCUGAAAUGGAAUAUUUGGGACAAGCGGGCCCGCAUCGAGACAUUAUAAAAGAUCAGAUUGCAGAAAGAAUGCGUGCUUUAGACGCUUUGGGAAUCGAUAGCGAGUGCUCAACGCCGAAGUCGACUGCUUCAGGAUUUAGCACAAAACCAUCUCAACCACUAGACUUGAAAAGUCAUCGGAGUACUUCGACAGUGGUCUCAAAAAAUUCUAUGAAUAGCAAGAAAAAGCAAAUUGUUGCCCGGAAUUCUAGAUCGCGCAGCAUUGAAGAAAAUGUGACAGCGUAUUCUCAACUUUCGCCACUGCAAUACUCUCCUAGACGUCGCCAGUAA